CUAUUCCUGCACGGGGGAGGAGUAACGGCUCUUGUCGCCGAAAUCUGGUGGGGAGGGGGUGGGGCUCAUUUGCUGCUGCCACCGCCCUCUCCUCCUCCUCUCCCCCCGCCUCCUCCUCCUCUUCCUCUUUCCUCAUCUCAGCACGCAAGCAUUUGGCCAUCCCUAAGCAGGGAUCCCGGCUGGCUGGGUUGGGAGCCAGCGCCGCGCCGCCCAGCCAAGGGAGAGGGGAUCCCGUGUGUCCCUCGACUCUCUCUGGAGCCCUAGCAGGUUCAUGUUGGGAAAAGGUUUGAAACGCAAGCUGAAUGAUUAUGAAGAGAACAUGGCUGGUGUGUCAAGUGCCUUUGAUUCCAGUCGAAACCUGCCAUACCCACUCAAGCGUCAGUUGGUGCUCAAUGUUUGCCUUGCCAAGUUACAGACAUAUAAGAUGUUGGUGGAACCAAAUUUACAUCGUUCUGUGCUUAUAGCCAAUACGGUCAGACAAAUCCAAGAAGAGAUGAGGCAAGAAACUAGCCAACAGUCUGUUAACAUGUGCAGUGGUUUAAGUACCACCCCUUCUAAUUACUUAGGUUUUGAUUUGUUUGGAAUGCCUUCACACUUUCUGCCUGGUAUUAUUCAACCGGAAUCAUAUGGUUAUGAACCACGGUCUAUGGAAAGUCCAAUUGAAAAUAGCUUGUUGAUGGUUUCAGAUAAUGACAUGUCAUCAGCCAUUUCCUCUAUUCUAAAAGAUUUGGAUUUCAUGGAAGAUGUGAGUCCACCUUCUUACUUGGCUGGAUCUGAAGAUGAUCAAUUCAAGACUUCUGAAAUGUCAGUUCUUAAAUUAGAAGAAGAUAGACAAGACUUGAAAGGAGUAGAAUGUGUGUUUGGUUCCUUUGAAAUUUCAAAUUCAACUAGUUACUUGAAGGACUUAGCUAUUGAUGACAUAUUUGAAGAUAUUGACACUUCAAUGUAUGAUUCAGACUUUGAUUGCCCCUCGCCAACUCCUCCAAGAACACUGUCUGUGGCAACAACAGAAGAAAUGUUGAAGACAUUCCCUUCUUGCAAUUCUUCCUCAGCAAACAACAUCCCAAUAUGCAGAAGUGAUAUCACAGAUUUAGACCAUAUUAUGGAAAUACUUGUAGGGUCCUGACACUUUUGCUAGCCCAAAGAUACAUUUUCCUAUGUUGCCAUACAAUGCUGGUUUAAUGAUAAGUCCCAAAGGGAGAGCAGACUUCAAAGUGUUAUGCCACAAAGGCAGCUACAGUCAUUUUCCUUCAAUGGUUCUCAAAACCUCCCUAAAAUUCAUAUAAACCAAAAAAAAAAAAAAAUGACAGUCUGUUAGAUAAAAUGGAGUAUUUAUUAAAUCAAUUGUGCAAUCUUUUUAACCUUUUUAGGCUAUACAUGAGUAUAUCUCAUGUGUUUCUAACUUUUUAAUGUGCAAUUUUAAUCUGAAGGAUUUGCAGAACAGUAAUUUUCAUAAGGGGAAACAUCUGAAGUCUAAAGAUUUAUUUUUAGUAUUACAUUAUUGGCAUUCACUGAAAUUGCAUACUUGGAUUUGCAGCCUCAGUACAGUAUAUUUUUAAAGUAUUUAAGGAACUAUAGAUCUCUUCCCCUUGAUUGAAGAUUCUAGAUACUUGGCAGCAAAAUCUCUUGCAUUUUAUAAAACAUUUAAAAUUAUUUAUUUUUGUAAAUUUUAUAGCCUUUUUACAUUUUAUUACAAUAUUCUAGAUUGGAGAUGAAUUUCUGGCUGGAUGUGGCUGGCACUACCUCUGUUAGCAGAAAUGCUUUAACUCUUUGCUUUGUCUAACACUGCAGAUCUUUUAGUUUUCUUGGAUGAUAUUUCUGGUGGUAGAAGCAAACAGCAAUUUGCUGAUUGGUUAAAUUUUAUGGUAUUUAACUGUAAUUUAUAUGUAUAUUGUCAAAUUUUAGAAUUUUGUCAGUAUUAUGUGCAUCAAUUUGGAGGUAAUAUAGCUUUUUACAAUUUAGUAUUUUCUGUAUAGUUUGAGCUAUUUUAAUUCUCUGAAACAGAAUGUUAGAUUUUAUGUGCAAUAUAUCACUUAAGCAGGCCACUUUUGCACAUCCUACAUUAUAAGGAAAUACAUAAAAUCUAAAUGAUGGAAAUUUAUAAUACUGUGUUAUCAGAGGUAUACCAUGCAAUUCUGUCUGCUGGCAGCUCUGUAAGAGUUGAAUAUGGCUUGCCUAAGCACCGCUCUGAUUUUGUACAUUUCCUUUUCUUAAAAUGGAACUUCAGUUAUCCAAAGUGCUUGCAAUGGAUUGUAUCUUCUUAGUGGCAGUUUUUAUCUUGGUUUGGCCAAAUAAAGUUCUAAUUGAGUAGAAGCCCAGCAAAUCAUGCUGCCAUUUAAGAGUUAGUAGUCUGCCUACAUAAGAAUUACACUUCAAAUUAAAGAAUAGUUUUUUUGCCACAACCUAAGAUAGGUUUGACAUUUGCACAUAAUAUGCUGAAGUGUUCAAUUCAUUGUGUAUAAAGCCUGUCCUAGUCCAGCUUUGGUGCUAUUUGGCAGACUUAGUGCUGGCACCAUUUGGGGACAGCUCUGUAUUGCCAAAAUGUUGACAUUCCAAUGACAAGCCUGUGCUGUUCCAUAGUCAUAGAAGCAGCACCUGUUCACUUCAUACUGAAGACACAUAGCCAUUCUUAUGUUCUAAUGUUGCAUCCCUGAGGGAUCCAGUAAAUUUUAAAAUGAUAUAAUAAACCACUCAUUGAGCAAUACAAUAGAUGUAGAUAAGUAAAAAAUGUGGGAGAAACAGGAAAAUAUUACCAUUCUAUCUACUACUACCAGGUAGACUUUUAUGUGUGUACCUAUCCAUGUACUCCUCAUUGCUUCCAAUGCUAACAAACUUGAAAGUUUGCUAGCAUUGGAAGUAAAACAUCCAUACUUAGUUGCAUACCCACAGUAUCUGAUUUUUGUUUGCAGCAGAAAAAAAUGCCUACCUUAAUAUUUAUAACUAAUAACCUGCCUCCAGAAACAGUGAAUGCUCCAACACUCGAAGUUUUUAAGAAGAGACUGGGCAGCCAUUUGUCUGAAAUGGUAUAGGGUUACCUACCUGAGCAGGGGAUUGGACUUGAUGACCUCCAAGGUCCCUUCCAACUUUAUUAUUAUUAUUAACUAAGUUUUCUAGGAGGAUGGGAGGUACUUUUUUAAAAUGAACUAUAAAAUACACAUUGGCUAAUCUUCAUCUGAAUUGCAGUAGAAGCUGCUUAUAGUAUAGUCAUUUUUUGAUGAUAAGUUCUUGCCAUGGAGAUUACUUAGCAGGUUGGAUUCCUUAAAAUAAUCUAUUGGGGCUAACUCUCCAUUCAGAAUCUCAUUGUUACAUAACAAUAGCUGCACAAAUAGCACCUUUCAUUUCCAUCUCCCAUUUUUUGUGGUGUUGGAACCAAUCCACUACUCAACUUGAAAUGCAAUGAGAUUCGGAUCACCUGAUGUAGUUGCUGCAUUGAAUAUAUGUAGCAUUGCAUUUAGGGAAUGAAAAGGAGCUUCUUUGAAACUGAAUACCCAGUACCACUAUAAGAGAAGUAGAGUCGGACAUCCAUGGUGCAAUACUAAUACCAGCCACAGAAAUGCCAGGAAGGAUUUCUGAUUAGUCUUAGAUUGAAGGACUAUUUGGGCCUUAAAGACUGCAAUUUAGAGUAAAAACUAGCCUAUUGACAAAGCAACUACUGUAAUGUUAGAAUAUGGUUGAUGCAUUCGUAAGAGUAGUGAUCAUCAGGAUGUAAUUGUGGCUAUUGCUAUCCUGUAUCAAUGUUAUUUCUCUUCAUUCUUUCUACUUCACUGUACAAAAGGAAUCCUGCAAACAUCAGUGGAACAUUAAGAUUUUGCCUUAUGUUUAAUCUUCAGCAAGCAUCAAAUGCAGUCUUUUGUUGAAAACCCGUGAUUGUUUCUUUUAUUUACUACUGGUUCUUUACUUUGCACCCAACUUGAGUUGGAGCUGGAUUCUACAACUAAUGCCAAGUCAAUCCAGUUUUAUUUGCUUAAUGCAUACUUUGGCAGGUGAAAUGUAUUUAUAUGCAUAGGAAAUUUGCAAUUACAUCUAAACCAUAGCAGGCCCUUUUCCAAAACAUUUUCUAUCCUUUACGUAAAAAGGAUUAAGUAAAAAGAAUUUAUACAGGUUGUGCAUAGUGCUUCUUUGUACAUAGAAAAUUAAUCUAAGAGUGGUAAGGGCCCUCUGCACUAUGAUAAAGCAGACUAGUGGCUAAAAAUAUUUUUAAAAAUUCCCUUAAUAAAUAUUCAUAUCUAA
Messenger RNA from Crotalus tigris (Tiger rattlesnake), 4230 nucleotides. Its product is annotated as SERTA domain-containing protein 2-like. The record is from RefSeq and is a predicted model, not a curated record. Bases 272 to 1126 code for a protein of 284 amino acids. Lineage: Eukaryota; Metazoa; Chordata; Lepidosauria; Squamata; Viperidae. Gene Ontology annotation, cellular component: nucleus. Gene Ontology annotation, molecular function: transcription regulator activity. The transcript has 2 exons.